Trichechus manatus latirostris (Florida manatee) is the source of this 1214-nucleotide messenger RNA. RefSeq names its product glucose-6-phosphatase catalytic subunit 2 (gene G6PC2). Lineage: Eukaryota; Metazoa; Chordata; Mammalia; Sirenia; Trichechidae. The coding region runs from base 90 to 1157 and encodes 355 amino acids. The record is from RefSeq and is a predicted model, not a curated record. The transcript is spliced from 5 exons. Gene Ontology annotation, biological process: gluconeogenesis; glucose 6-phosphate metabolic process. Gene Ontology annotation, molecular function: glucose-6-phosphatase activity. Gene Ontology annotation, cellular component: membrane.
GACACGCCACAGAGGUGCUAUAUAAAAACAGUGGGACUCAGAGCACUUAGCUCCAAUUGCUCUAUGUUUAGAAUUGCUUCUUUUUCAAGAUGGAUUUCCUUCAUAGGAAUGGAGUUCUUGUUAUUCAGCAUUUGCAGAGGGAUUACCGGGCUUACUAUGAUUUUCUAAACUUUAUGUCCAAUGUUGGAGACCCCCGGAAUAUUUUUUCUAUUUAUUUUCCACUUUGGUUUCAGCUUAAUCAGACAGUUGGAACUAAAAUGAUAUGGGUAGCAGUCAUUGGGGAUUGGUUCAAUCUUAUAUUUAAAUGGAUAUUGUUUGGUCAUCGGCCUUACUGGUGGGUCCAAGAAACUCAGAUUUAUCCAAAUCACUCAAGUCCAUGCCUUGAACAGUUUCCCACUACAUGUGAAACAGGACCAGGAAGUCCAUCUGGCCACGCAAUGGGCUCAUCGUGUGUCUGGUAUGUCAUGGUAACGGCUGCCCUGAGCUACACUGUCAGUCGGCUGGAUAAGUCGUCUAUCACUCUGCACAGACUGACCUGGUCAUUUCUUUGGAGUCUUUUUUGGUUGAUUCAAAUCAGUGUCUGCAUCUCCAGAGUAUUCAUAGCAACACACUUUCCUCAUCAAGUUAUUCUUGGAGUAAUUGGUGGCAUGCUUGUGGCAGAGGCCUUUGAACACACUCCAGGUAUCCAAACAGCCAGCCUGAGCACAUACCUGAAGACCAACCUUUUCCUCUUCCUGUUUGCACUUGGCUUUUACCUACUUCUCAGCCUGCUUGACAUUGACCUGCUAUGGUCUGUUCCCAUAGCCAAAAAGUGGUGUGCCAACCCUGACUGGAUCCACAUCGACACCACACCUUUUGCUGGACUCGUGAGAAACCUUGGGGUCCUUUUUGGCUUGGGCUUUGCAAUCAACUCUGAGAUGUUCCUUAUGAGCUGCCAAGGGGAAAAUGGCUACAAGCUGAGCUUCCGGAUGCUCUGUGCGAUUACCUCAUUGACCACACUACAGCUCUACCGUUUCAUCAAGAUCCCCACUCACACAGAACAUUUAUUUUAUGUGCUGUCUUUCUGUAAAAGUGCAUCCAUUCCACUGACUGUGGUUGCUUUCAUUCCCUACUGCAUUCACAUGUUAAUGAAACCAAGUGAAAAGAAGAUUAAUUAGAGUUGUGUAGAAUUAGUGCUCUUCCGUCCCAUGAUAACCCUGUUUUUCCAUCCACCA